AUGUUCGUGAACGGCUGGAACUUUCUCGUCCAGGUCUACUACAUUCCUUCAUUCUACCAAUUGGUCUAUGGCUACUCAGCCGUGAAAUCCGGAGCACUACUUCUCCCCAUCACGCUCACACAAACUCUCUUCAGUACCCUGUCAGGUCUUAUUGUACACUGGACCGGUCGUUACAGAGAGUGCCUACUGGUAGGCUGGGCGAUAUGGGCGAUUGGCUUGGGCCUGAUAUCGACACUCGAUAACCCAUCUCUCGGAAAGCAGAUAGGCUAUGGCCUGCUCGCUGGUCUUGGUCUUGGCAACACACUGCAACCCUCACUCAUCGCUGUUCAAGCGGGGGUAGAGCGCAAACACAUGGCUGUCGUCACCUCGACGCGCAACUUCGUGCGCAAUCUUGGCGGCACCCUUGGCCUCGCGAUCUCAGGCACUGUGAUCAACAACGCGGUUCGAUCAUCAUUGGUUCCGUACGGGCUUUCGAAGCCAGAAAUCCGGCUGUUGCUGGAUUCGCCAGACAUGUUUCAGGAGUCGGUCGGCCAAGAGCGUACCGAUCUCGUCAGAGCUGCACUUGCAGCAGCGUAUCAGCAGGGCUUCCGGAUUGUUUUCAUCGUCGGCGCAGUGCUUAAUGCGCUUGCAUUCAUCGCUGCUUGGUUCUUGAUGCCUCAGGUGGAGUUGAGCAGAAAGGACGAUGCUCAACUCAAAGAGGAAGGCAAGAACAGAGACAAGGAAAAGCGCGGCACAACUUCCCCUGCAUAA
Alternaria viburni is the source of this 750-nucleotide messenger RNA. RefSeq lists its product as uncharacterized. Gene Ontology annotation, biological process: transmembrane transport. Gene Ontology annotation, molecular function: transmembrane transporter activity. The record is from RefSeq and is a predicted model, not a curated record. The transcript has 2 exons. Bases 1 to 750 code for a protein of 249 amino acids. NCBI's taxonomy places the organism in Eukaryota, Fungi, Ascomycota, Dothideomycetes, Pleosporales, Pleosporaceae.